This is a messenger RNA of Mytilus californianus (California mussel), 2946 nucleotides long. Its product is annotated as ADP-ribosylation factor-like protein 2-binding protein. Bases 439 to 1896 code for a protein of 485 amino acids. The record is from RefSeq and is a predicted model, not a curated record. Gene Ontology annotation, cellular component: mitochondrial intermembrane space. The transcript has 2 exons. Lineage: Eukaryota; Metazoa; Mollusca; Bivalvia; Mytilida; Mytilidae. Gene Ontology annotation, biological process: maintenance of protein location in nucleus; positive regulation of tyrosine phosphorylation of STAT protein.
UAAGGUAACUGUCCUGACUAGUAUUUAGAUAAACAUCAACAGAUCAUGGCGACCGACUCAUGACAUACAGUGCAUGUUUAGUAACGUAACAUAAAUGUUGUGCUUUUAUAUAGGAAUUAAUGCAUGUGUAUCAUUUUCAAUAGCACUUGGCAUUACUGUCGCCUUGGACACUGGACUGACAACUGUCUAUGGAACGACUUGCGUACGAUUCAACUGCACUGAUCUGGUUCCCAACUUUAAAAAUAGGUCAAGGAAGAUUUUAUAACGGGGAAUUAUAUAGUUACAGCAAAGUGUGAAGUUUGAAUCACGACGAGAAGCAACAAAACUUUGGAGUACUAAGUACAAGCCAUACUAUUAUCAUUGAGGCUCGGCGCGGUCAAAUAGAAGUAAAAAACACCAAAAUAGCUCAAAAAUCGUGGGUUAAAACAAAACCUAGAUAUGUCAAAGUAUCGAUCUAAAUUCGUUGUUACGAAGAGCACAGAAACUGAUGUUGAAAUCUCGGCCGAAGUAUAUCAACGCGAGAACAGGAUAUCAAUGGUUAUCAACAGUGCGAAAAAUCAAGUACUAAAGCUCAGACAAUCAGUUAGUGACUUAAAAGAUCAAAAUGUCAACGUCGUCAAGCAAGUAAGGGAUUUUCGAAGAAAAUUAGAUGAACAAUUGAAUUAUUUACAAGAACAGCUUUUAAAUGAAAUAAGAUAUGAAUACAACGUAUGCACGAAUGAAAUGAUAGAGCAUGAAAAAGAUUUACAAACUCAAACAGAUCGAAUUCAGAGACUAGCUAAAGACCAGUCCAAAUUGAAACCCGAAACUGCAUCAGAACUGAUAACUGCAACAGAAACACUUGAAAAGACAAUUUCUUCACAAAAUGAAAAAGUAACAAUCAUGCAGAAAAAUAGUGUACGAGUUGAAUAUAACCCAACCCUGAAAUCAAUAUUAGAAAACGCACAAGACUUCGGUAGGUUUAUGGUUACCAAAGAUUCAAUAUUGAAUAACAACAUUGUACGAAAUCAUUCGUUCAAGACGAAAGCUGAUUUCGACGCUAUUAAGCUGGUAUUUGAAAAGAAAAUAGAAAUUCCUAUUCCAAAUAAAGGAUACAGUUAUAUAAUGGAUUGUGUACUUCUAAAAAACAAAGAUAUGGUGUUUGCAGACAGGAUAAAUAAACGUUUGGUUAUACAUAAAGGUACAGGUGCAUUUAGUCAUGAAAUAAGACUCCCAAAACCGCCACAUUACAUCACAGCAGUUGACAAUGAAAAGUUGGCAAUUUCAUAUGGGAAACCGUUUAGCAAUAUUGACGUUAUAAAUACAGUUACCUGUGAGACAGAGUCUACUAUAACAGGAUGUGUUACGGAUUGGAGUAUGGGGAUAUCCUACAGUAACGGGAAAUUAUAUGUAGUUGACGAUGGUUCUGCUAUUCAAGAAAUAACGCUUGAUGGAAAAGUGACAAACAGCAUUCCACUUAACGGUAAUGUUACAUCAAAUCGCAAAGAAGACGUCGCGAAAAAAGGCAACACACCAUGCGUUCAUCAUUUAACCGCCCACCAAAAUAAGAUAUACUACGCGUCCACGUUAAAUGACACCCUGUAUUGUUAUGACAAUACCGGAAAAGAGCUGUGGUCAUUCAGUGAUAGCGAGAUUAUAGGUGAAUGCACCUCGCCUCCGCUAGCAGUAGAUGGUAAUGGUAAUGUGAUUUUAGUGAAUCACGAGAGUGAUUAUAAGAUAAUGAUAAUAUCUGCCGAUGGCAAGAAAAUCAAAUAUUUGCCGCUGGGAAAAGAUGAUUUUAUGCCAAAUGGGAUAUCGUUUGAUGAAAACAAACAAAUGCUUUUGAUUUGUGACCAUCGUUCACAUGCCAUACUUUUCAAUGUAAGACAAAAUACUUUUGAGAAAAAAGUAUCAUAAUACUCUAUAUGAAUUUCGAAUCACUUAGAAUGGAAUACUUCAACAAGUGAGAGAAAUUUUGGUCAACCAAAAACUAAAAAUCUUCAACUGCAAACGUACAGCUUCUAAAAAGGGAUAAUGUAACAUCGUAGGUAAAGGAAGGAAAGACAAACAUCAUCGGAAAUAGAAGGAAAUAAAAACAUCAUCGGAAAUAGAAAAAUUUAAUAGACGAAAAAUUCUAAAAGAAAUAAUGGUUUAGCAACACGAAUCGUGCAAUAUGUUUUUAAGAAUGAUGCAUUAUAAUAAACAAAAAAAAUAGCAAUGGACAGUUCACAACAUACCAUACCAAUCGGCCUAAAAGUCAUUUUUGUUAGUAUGAUCGAUACACUAUAGGGCUUGUUUCAACGUUUAUAAAGCAAUGCAAAUUAAACUUAUACCUGUUGACAAUGACAUGCUCGGAUAUAUACUGUGUUUUGCGCCCUGUGAUGAAUAUUUUUUAUGCAAUCAGAUGUGGUGUUUUCCUCCCAAGUGGUGGAGAUAAUUAGUUUAUAUUUUUUUUCAAAAUCAUGUUAAUGUAGCGUCAUUGGUAUAGAGAUUUAGGACAAAUGUAGGUCAUCAUAAAAGAAUAAACAUUACGAUAACUACUAAGAUCAGGUAAAUAAACAAAGAUAAAGAGUUCGACAAAAUUCUGCGGCUUUAUUAUAGGUCAAUUACAUUGUCGGUUAACUUAUUCAUAUUUUAAAGGUCAAUAGCAUUGCUGGGUCUUUCAUAUUUUACAGAACAAUAACAUUGGCGGGUCUUCAUAUUUUACAGGAUACUGCAAUCCAUAUAUAAUUUUUUUUUAAUUUAAAUUAUAUAAUUAUAAUAUUUUUCAUAUAAGGCAUUUGAAAAUUUGAAGGUUACAAAAUACAAAAUAGCAAACUGUGUCGUUUGAUUAUGGCUGUUAGUAAGAGUUGUUUUUGAGUAUCUUUUGGCAUAAUAAACAAAAUCAGCGAGAAAACUGUCAUAUUUUUCAUAAUUAACUUUUCGAAUAUUACUGAUGUGAUGAAAAUAAAGUAAUAUCAAACAGGA